This is a messenger RNA of Vitrella brassicaformis, 2407 nucleotides long. Lineage: Eukaryota; Vitrellaceae. The record is from the annotation of a GenBank genome assembly.
GAAAGAUCCUGUUGAGAACAAUUGGUUGAGAAACCAAAUAGGCUAUAGCCGAGGUUAUACCUCUGCGGGCCGACACAUCAUUUCCCCAGGCAACAGGAGAGGAGGCGGCCUCGGGCCUCAACGUAGCCGAUGCGGCGAUUGGCGAGAGACCUGAGGCUUGCAAGGCCUUCACGCGAUGAGCUGUGGUCCCACUACAGGAGGAGGCCGCAUCGGCAUGUCAGCAUCCCGGCGGCCAAAUCAACACCAUCGCAUGGGCACCAGCAGCUGCCUCUGCUGCGUCUGCACCACCGGCAGCAGCGCGGAUCUGCCCCGUGCCCUUUUCCCGACGACGGUAGAUUGAUGACCGAGGCGGCCUGGACGACACUGUCAAGCCGACCUGUCACUGCACCAGGUGUCCAGCUGUCAGCAGCAGAGGCACCAUGCGCCUCGCGCGCACCAAGAUCCCCCCUCCCUCCCUCUCUCCACCACCACCACCCGCCACGGCGGUGGCCAGUCCACCACCGCUGCCACGGCACAUUUGUCAGCCGUCGGCUGAUGUCGUCGUCAUCAGCCGCAGCCGAGCGGCGUGGUGAGCCAGAUGCCGACACGGACGAGGGCGCGACGCCUUUCCGUGAGAGGCUGGCGGGGGACGUGGGUGUGUCGAGUGAGCAUGACGCGAAGCGGCUGGUGCUGGGUUUGUCAUCCGACGAGCGGCUGAUGUUCGAGCGUGCGCUGGUCAAGGUGCGGGAGGACGAGGCGUGGCGCGCGAGGAAGGGCGGCGGGCAGCUGCACCCCGUUGAACACGAGUGCCAGGCCGACCAGAUAUUUCAGACCAUUGACGACAACAAAGGCAAGCCACCCCACCACACACCACGCUCAGCACACGCAGCGCAUCGUUGUUCCUUCCUUGUGUGUGUCAGAUGGGUUCGUCUCUCGUCGGGAGUUCCGCAACUUCUACAACAGCAUCGUGUUGCCGGCUCGUGAGGUUCAGCAGGCCAAGGUGUCUGAGCUGAACCACCAGCUCAACCAGCUCAAGGCCUGGCGCGACAGACAGGGGGAAGGGGCCCAUGCCGCCCCGGGAGCCGAUGGCUCAGCAGGGGAGGGCAUCACGUCCAACCAGCUGGCACUGGUGCUCAUCAGGGGCAUGAUUCCCUAUAUCGGCUUCGGGCUGUGCGACAAUGCUGUGAGGGAGAUACACACACCACACAUGGAGAGAGAGAGAAGAACGGCGUCUCUGUGUGUGUGUGUGUGUGUGUUUGGUCGAUUGGGUCGUUUGCUCGUUUGUUGGUUUGGUUCCUUCAGCUGAUGCUGGUGGCUGGUGAGUGGAUAGACAAGACCGCUGGGGCCGCAUUCUGCCUCUCCACACUCGCGGUGAGUGGGGUGGGUCAAGGGGUCGGUCGGCAACACAACACACGCAAUCACAGGAACCGUCCGAGAGCUGCCCUUCCUGGUUUGUCCAUAACGGUUUCCUUAAUGAAUGCAGUCUGCCGGCUUCGGCAACCUGAUCAGCUGCGCGACCGGUGUGGUCACCGGCGGGUUCAUCGAACGCUUCUCAUACCAAAUCGGUGGGUGAAUGCAUUGCCCGGCCUCAGUACUUGACCCGGGCGGCUGCACCGGUGCUGCCCUAGGCAGACACGCUUCGCUGUGUACCGGCUGUUCAGGUGUUCCGUCUCCCAACUUGACCCCCCAGCAGGCCGAGUCGCAGUCCGUCAAGAACCUGCACAUCAUCGGAUCGGUGCUCGGCAUCUGCGUCGGGUGAGUGAGCCGACAGAGCCACACCACACUCUCAGCUUUGCACGGCACCUGUAAAACCAGGAAUGCAUAGCAGUGCUAUGGACGCACUCUGUCGCACGAGUCAGUUGGUCUGUUGGUUGUUCUCGUCCUCUCCGUGGCUGGUCUGGUCGGUUCAUUCAGGUGCUUCAUCGGUAUGUUUCCGCUGUACUUUCUCCCGACGGCCAACGGCAACGGCCAUGGCAACGGCGGCCAUGGCAGUGGCAGGGGGCACUGCACACUGGACAAUGCCGCUGUCAAGGCGGGAGACGACGAGUGUGCCAAGGCUGCUGCUGGUGCUGCUGCUGCUGCUGCUGCAGAAAAGUAGCUAGGAGGUAGACUGGAUGGGUGUGCGAUUGAUGUGCACAGCCAGUAGACGAUGGACGGAUGGACGGACGGAUUGGGCAGCUCGCCCAUGACUGACGAAUGUGCUGCUGAUGUGACAGACACACAGACACAGAGACAUGCGUGUGUGUGGAGUGAGUGGCCGAAUGACAGACCAGCUAACGUAUCGAUAGUUGGUCCUUCUCUCUAUAAGUGUCUGUGUGUCACACGAGUCUUUUUGAUUGAUCUCUUUCUGUCUGACUCGACUCUGAUGUUGAUCGAUCAAUGGUAGCCAGCCGGAUGGAUGUCCACUCACGAUCCAAACACGCUCAGC